This is a messenger RNA of Aspergillus alliaceus, 510 nucleotides long. RefSeq lists its product as uncharacterized. Lineage: Eukaryota; Fungi; Ascomycota; Eurotiomycetes; Eurotiales; Aspergillaceae. Bases 1 to 510 code for a protein of 169 amino acids. The record is from RefSeq and is a predicted model, not a curated record. The transcript has 2 exons.
AUGGCAAGCUUUCAACCUCUCAAUUUCAUACCAAAGCACCGUCAGGCGCACAUUCUGGAGUCGCCGGUGCAAUCUAUGAUUGCCGUGCCGCACAGUAAAAAGGCGGGCACGAACCACUGGUGUCUCUACCUGUUGACUUCCUACCGAAGCUCUGUCAGAAUCGAUUGCCAGCCAAGUUACUCGGUUCCGAGCACCAUUCUCCCCGGAGGCUCUAAGGCAUAUUUAUCAUACACCGUGUCCAGGGAUGCUCAAGCGCAGUUCCUUCUCAGUGUGGCUCCUGGUUUGAAGGUCAGACAUGUUUACGAUCUGCUGGUCCAGAAUGGACGCCAUAAAUACGAAUUCGACUCAAACGGCGUCGGUUGCAGAUUUUGGACGACGGACCAGAUCAAUCUGCUACACCAGCAUAGGCUGAUCAUGAACGCGGCACAGGUUACAGCUGCAAAGAAUGGAAUCGUUAAACUGUGGCCGGAUCAGACACCCCUAGGACUCGACCUGGGAGCCUACUACUAG